UUUCUGGUGAAGUCACAUGAUUUUAUUGUCUUUAGCUUUCAGAAGUUGUCUCAAAAUGCAAGCAAAUGCACCUAAUUAAGCAUAAAGCAAAUCCACCAUGCAGGCUUGCACAUCAUCUUUAUCAUUUUUCUAUGCAAAUUUCCUAAAGCAACGCGCAGGGGUUUUCGUCUAGUUUUCCUUUUCCCCAAGGCCUAAGGAGUUAGCCAUAUCUUUUUUUUUUAAUCUAUCAUCUGCCAUUGUCUCUGAUGAUUAGGCAUCUCAAACCUGAAUGCUGUGCCGGUUGCUAUCAGCAAAGAUUAUUCCAGUUGCCUAACAAAGUAGAAAGUAAGCUUAGCUCCUAAUAUACUCCUUGCUAGGUAGAGUACUGAACCCAAGCUAGCUUAUCUAUGGGCAACUGCUGUGGCAAGGAUGCCCCAACUGAUCAUUCCAGACACAAAACUUCUCCAAAUCAUCAUCUUCUAGGGCCAGAUCCACCGAAGUUCAUGAAUGGUCCACCUCCUCCAACUACAGCCGUGCGAGACUCCAUGAAAGGGCCAUCUCCAUCCCCAGUGGCGCGAGACUCCAUGAAAGGGAAGGGAGGAGGUUUACAAGAGCAAGAGGAGGGAGAAGAGCGAGGAGUCCAGCCGAGGAAAGAAGAGGAUCUGUGUGGUCCUCCUCUACCUGCAAAUUCACCUCAUCACUAUCCUCCUCACCAAUCUCAUCCUCCAUUGGAGCAACCAAAGGGAAGAGAUGACUUGGGUGCUUCUCUUCCUUCUUCAUUCGAGCAACCAAGGGGAAGAGUUCUACACAAGAAAGAAGAUGACCUGAAUGCUUCUCUUCCUGCAAAGCCAAAGGGAAGAGGUCUACGCGAGAAAGAUGACGACUUGGAUGCUUCUCUGCCUGCAAAGAUUCUUCAUCAAUCUCUUCCUCCUCCAUCAGAGCAACCAACAAGGAGAGGAGUUUUACACAAGAAAGAAGAGGGCUUGCAUGCUUCUUCUCCGCUUGCGAAGAUGCCUUACCACUCUCUUCUUCCUCAAACGGAACAAGCGCAAGGAAGGAUAUCAGAAGAGAUCUUGCACGUUCCUCUCCCAGCUGCAAUGCCUCGUAACUUCUCUCCAGAACAACAAGAAGAAAGACAAAGGAUUUCAUCGCGAUCAAAGAUAUCCCACACUCCGGCUCCACCACCGCGGGAACACCGAGAUGAAGGUGGCUCGCACAAACUUCUCCCUACAAAGAUGUCUGAUUCUUUGUUUCCCUCACAGAAGGAAGAGAGGGCAAAAAUGUUGCACAGGGAGCAAGAUUAUCGUAUAUAAACAUUCUUCUUUUAACAUCUUGCUAUUUUAUUUAAUCUUUUAUUUGUUUAUACAAUGUGCCUACUAGUUGCAUUGACAGCUAUAGAGUGACGUUUUUAUGUUCCCUAUUGUGAUUGUACAUGGUUUGAGGGUGUGAUUUUCUUGCUAGAAUGGCUCACUUGAGCCUUCCAUCUAAGGGCAUGUACAGUGGUGUGAUGUCAGUUGUCAGAGAGAUUUACCCUAUUUAUUAGGAGAUAAUGUAAUAGAUAUCAUUAUAUCAUUAAUAA
Messenger RNA from Oryza sativa Japonica Group (Japanese rice), 1558 nucleotides. The record is from RefSeq and is a predicted model, not a curated record. Lineage: Eukaryota; Viridiplantae; Streptophyta; Magnoliopsida; Poales; Poaceae.